AUGACGGUGGCAUCCAAGCCAGUUCGGAUUGCCGGCUGCGCCGGAGGAAACACCGAUCGCUGGGACAGCAUCCUGUCUUUUGCACAGGACCCCAGCAUCGAUGUGAUCAUGGGAGACUGGUUAUCCGAGUCUAACAUGGCUUCCACCGCGGCCGUCAAGGCUCAGGCUCUAGAAGCCGGCGACAAAGGCAAGGAUCAGCCAGGGCCACCAGCAUACGCCAAAGAGUUCCUCCAAUGCUUUGAGCCCGCCAUCCCGCAUCUCUCCCGCAACAAAAUCAAGCUGGUAGUGAAUGCCGGCGCCGCGGACACACCCCGUCUAGCGCGGGACUGUCAGGCGAUUUUAAAGCAAGCGGGUAGCCCGUUGCGCAUUGCUUGGGUUGAAGGAGACGAUGUGACCACCGUGCUGAAGGAUCAGAUAGCAACUGGAAAAGACCAACUGGGUCCCAUCAGCAUUGCCAGUCAGCAAGCGGCCAGCAUCGAUCCCGAGUGUGUUUUCGCCCAGUGUUACCUCGGGGGCUGGGGGAUUGCUGCUGCCCUGUCACAGGGCGCGGACGUCGUUCUCUGCGGUCGGAUUUCUGACGCUUCGCCGGUAGUUGGAGCCGCAGCAUGGUGGCAUGGAUGGACGCCGACCGAUUAUAAUCAACUCGCUCGCGCCCUGAUCGCCGGCCAUUUGAUUGAAUGCUCGGGGUAUGCGACCGGUGGAAACUACGCCGGGUUCAAGGAUCUAUUGAGCCAGCGCAAGCACAUCAACAUCGGGUUUCCCAUCGCCGAGGUAGAAGCCGACGGCGAAUUCACGAUAUCCAAAGAGAGAGACACCGGAGGGUGUGUCACAAUUCCGUCCUUGACCUCCCAGCUCAUUUACGAAAUUCAGGGGCCAUUUUAUCUAAACUCCGACGUAGUGGCCGACAUCUCCGGCGUGUCGAUGGAGAAUGUCGCGCCGGAUGUGGUUCGAGUCAAGGGGGUCCGGGGACUACCACCGCCGCCAACUACCAAGGUCGGUAUCACUACGAGGGGAGGAUAUCAAGCUGAGUUCCACGCCUUCAUGACCGGGCUCGAUAUCGACGAAAAGUGCCGGUGGACCGAGGAGCAAAUUCGGCACGCCAUGGGAGAUGACGUCCAUCGGUUUACCGAGCUGCGGUUCCAUCGGGUCGGCUCCCCCGUGCUGGAUACGCCCCGACAGGACGACGCCACGAUAUUGUUCCGCAUUUUUGCGCAGACUCGGGAUCCCGAGAUUCUGCGGCCAGAUGCACUUACACCCACCAACGAUCCGCGACAAGCGAGCCCUAAGUUAUACUACAACUACCUCACCGGGCUGAUCCCGCAGAAGGCGCUCCGCCACCAGGUCCACUGCUUGUUCGGCGACCAACGCGUCGUCCCGGUCGAUCCCCCCGAGAACACGCAAGUCUACGGGGCACAGCCAUCCUACGACACCCAGGAGCCCGCCGAUCUGGCAAUCUUCGGAGAAGCGGACCAAGCGCCACUCGGGCGCCUUGCUUGUGGACGAUCAGGAGACAAAGGGGCCGACUGCAAUGUCGGAUUCUUCGUACAGCACGAUGACGAAUGGGAAUGGCUGCGGACAUUCCUCACCUGCGAACGGAUCAAAGAACUGCUGGGUCCGGAGGAAUACACUGGCAACGCGAUUGAGCGGUUUGAGAUUCCUGGGACAAGGACGGUUCAUUUCUUGCUCCAUUCGCACCUCGACCGCGGUUUCAACUCCUCGUCCAGUGUGGAUGUCCUUGGUAAGAACACAGGCGAGUUUCUUCGCUCCAGGACUGUGGCUGUUCCGCGUGUCUUCUUACUUCGACACGGUAAAUAA
Aspergillus campestris IBT 28561 is the source of this 1815-nucleotide messenger RNA. Its product is annotated as acyclic terpene utilization AtuA family protein. The transcript is spliced from 4 exons. NCBI's taxonomy places the organism in Eukaryota, Fungi, Ascomycota, Eurotiomycetes, Eurotiales, Aspergillaceae. The record is from RefSeq and is a predicted model, not a curated record. The coding region runs from base 1 to 1815 and encodes 604 amino acids.